Danaus chrysippus (African queen) is the source of this 2388-nucleotide messenger RNA. Lineage: Eukaryota; Metazoa; Arthropoda; Insecta; Lepidoptera; Nymphalidae. The record is from the annotation of a GenBank genome assembly.
AUGACAGAUGCACAUGUUUGUAAUCAAACUAUAGAAGAUGCAAAGCCCGUCGAACAUGUUACUAAUGAAGAUUGCACUUCCAAUGACUCCUUAAAUAUAGAACUGGAAUUGUCUUUAAAUACAGAGUUGAAGAUUGUGGAAAAUAACAAUGAUACAGUCCAAGAAAACCAAAAACUAAAUAGUAAUAAUAUUAAAACUAACGAUAAUUUGGAUAACUGUACAUAUGACGAUCAAAAUUUAGAAAAAGUUUUAAAUAAUAAACAAAAUGACAAAAUACUAAAAUAUAUCUAUAAAAAUAUAGACUCAACUACUAAGAAUAAAACAAAAGGUCACCCAAAAAACAGCUUGAAACGAAAGAAAAGAUCACUUUUAUCUGACUCCGAAAAUAGCGAUCACAGGCGACCACAAAGAUUUCAAUUAAAUGGUCACCAAACUGAAAGAGAAGAAUUAGCUGAGACUCCAAAGAAUAACCAGUUUAUAAAGCAUUCUGAUUUAGCUGAUUUUAAUAUUGAAACCCUUCAUGAAAACAUAAAGCCAUCUAUUGAUAUAUUGUUGCAAGAUAAACCAAGAUUUCCUCACCAAGAUAAGCGAAAAUAUAGUAACAAAAACUAUAAUCACGAUGAUAUUGAUAGUAAUGAAUCUAAUGGCAACGGAAAAAAAGAAUACAACGAAGAAACUAAAAAUACUAAAGACGAUAACAAUAAUUACGAUGAAAAGCGUGAUAUUUCUACAGAAGAAAACCUUGAGGGAAAUAGAAAAACCGAACCAUACGAUAGUAUUGAAAAUCUUGAGGAUAGUAGCAGGGAGCGUUCUGACUACGAUAAUAAGGACGCAUCGGAGAGAAACAUAAAUGAAAGUCAUGAAACUAUUGAUAAAAAUAAUAAAAAUAUACUAAAUAGCGAAAUUGACAAAAGUAAGGAGGACACGAAAAAAUAUAUAAAUGAGGAAAGUAACGAACGUGAUGUUUCACUCAAUAGAGAAAGUAUUGAAAAUCUACCAUAUAAAAUAGAUCAAAAUAAAAAAGGUCAAACGAAUCGCUAUGAUAUUGACGAAAGCAGAGAAUACGAUAGCACAAAAGAGGAUCUAGGUCAAAGUGACGAACACAAAGUGAGAGAUAGCAAAAUACACAAAGAAAGAGAGCAGCUUGAUGAUACAGAAUCCUUUGAAAAGGUUUUACCUACAAGUAAGGAUUUGUUAAGCAGUGAUAGACUGAAAAAUGAUCGUAACAGCGAAGAAGAUAAAAAUUCAAAUGAAAAUAAUUCCGAAAGUAUUGAGAAAUUUGAUGAAUUUGAAAAAACACAAGGGAUUGAUAAAGCAGAAUUGGGUUUGAACAAGAACAUUAAUAACUCAAUGAAGGAACAAAAAGCUGAGGAUUUCAGUUAUGAAAAUGUUAAUGAUAAAAUCAGUGAUAUUAAGGAUACUUCAGCAGAGAUUUUACCAGAUUCACAAACAACCUUAGAAAAACCUGAUACAUUAACAAAUAUAAAAAGCGCUUCAAUUGUCAACUAUACAAACGCAAAACAAGUCAAGAUAAAUGACGAUGAAAUUAAACCUGUUAUAGAACUUAAUAACGAAGACAAUACUUCUCAAAGCGAGGAAGAAAGCAAAGAAUAUAGAGAAAGAGGAGAAAUUGAACCAAGAGAAGAAUAUAGUAAAAACAAUUUGAAGAAUGCAGGUGUAAAAGAUUUACUUUCAACAUCUAAAACAUUAAAAGAAGACGUUAAAUCACAAUUCGAAAGAAUACCAGAAGACUAUAAGCAUACAAAUAUCGAAAGUGAUAGUACGGAGGAACCUCCAUCUCAUAAAAAUAACAAAGAAGAAGGGACUUUAGACAUAUUGACUCCAGAUAAUCAUGAGUAUGAUAAAGACUUAAAUAUCAAGUUCAGCGAUUUAACUAUUAAAUUACCUGAAAUUAAACUGCCUAAAGAUAUAUUAGCAUAUACUCGUGAGGAGGCAGAAGACGAUGACAAAGAUCAAAAAAGAAAAUCCGAAAAUACAGAAGAAGAGGAAGAUGAUGAAGAGGAAGAAGAACAUAAUGAAAACUCGAACUAUGAAGGAAAAAACAAAGACAAUUUUAAUAAAUUUUACUCCUACCCUAAAGAUGAGGAUUCAUCAGAAGAACCCCCAAAGAAAAAUAAGGGAUAUUUCAACUAUUUCGACAGUGGCGAAGACUUGUAUGAAAAAUUUGUUAGAGAGAGAUUUGGAAAAUCUGGUAAUUUAAAAUCGAGAUCUGAAAAGUUGAUAAAUUACGAACCUAUUAUGAAAAAUAAAGAUCUCUACAAAAGUGUACAGAAAGUUUUGAAAAGAACGAAUCAAAUAGAAAAAGAAGCCAAAGAUAGCAAAGAUCCAAAUUACAUGUGGACUUUAGAAUAUGGGGAGAAAUUAUAA